This is a messenger RNA of Nicotiana tabacum (common tobacco), 1424 nucleotides long. Lineage: Eukaryota; Viridiplantae; Streptophyta; Magnoliopsida; Solanales; Solanaceae. The record is from RefSeq and is a predicted model, not a curated record.
AUGAAACGAGAAUUGCGCAAACAAUUCUUGCAAGAGACAUAUGAAGAAGAUUCUUACUUGAAGUUUCAUUCUUUUAGACAAGGAGCUUUAUCCGUGGACGAGUACACAAGAGAAUUUGAAUAUCUUAGGCUCAAGAGCGACAUUAAAGAAAAACCAGCCCGCCUAAUUGCUCGAUAUUUGGCUGGAUUAAAUAAGCCUAUUGCGAAUGUGAUACGAUUACAGCCCCAUUGGACCUUUGGAGAUGUUGUCAAACUAGCCAAGGUCGUAGAGACACAACAGAAGGAAGCCAAAGCCACGUUUUCAUCAACUACCAUAAAAAGGCCUAACAUUUUCAACCAUGGGAGUGCUAGUUUGAGCUCUACAAAGCCACAAUCGUCUACAACGAAACCAUGUGUCCAGAAAGUUGAAGGGAAGCCAAUGACUUCAGAAGCAAUUUUUAAAAAAAGAUGCCAUAAAUGUGGAGGACUUGGGCAUAUACUAGCUGAUUGUCCUAACAAAAAGGCAUUCUCCAUCCUUGAAGGAGCAACUGAUGAAGAAGGUUAUAAUGAAGAGCAACAUGAUGAAAACUUGGAAGAAGUAGCUGAAUAUGGAGAUGAUGGAGAAUACCUUAUGAUCCAACGCGUUCUUCAUUCAGAUUCUAGCAAGGAAGAACCAUGGUUGCGACACAAUAUUUUUCAUACACGUUGUACAUCUAAGGGAAAGUUUCUGAAGAAAUGGUUAACAAAUUGGGGUUUGAGACAGCCAUUGCAGAAGCCAUACCGCAUGAGGUGGUUGGAUGAAGGAAGGAAUGCACAAGUUAAUAAACGAUGCCUUAUUCCUUUCUCUAUUGGCAAGAAUUAUCAAGAUAAGGUCUGGUGUGAUGUAAUGCCUAUGGAUGCUUGCCACUUACUGCUUGGGAGACCAUGGGAAUAUGGCAGAAGGGCAAUUCAUGAUGGCUUCAAGAACACUUACUCUUUCGUCAAGGAUGGAAAGAAGAUCAAAUUGCUCCCAAUGAACCCUGAAGAUUUAAAGUCAAAUCCUAAAAUGAAGGAGACAUACAUUACAAGAGCUAAGGUAGAAGAACACUUGAAGGAAGGAGAGGAAGUGCUUAUUGUAGUACCUAAGGAGGUGGAAUCUAUCACCAAGAAAGAGUCAUUAGAAGUCAAUGACCCACGACUUCAAGCAAUAUUGGAUGAGUUUUAUGAUAUUGUUUCUGAUACUACACCUUCUUCCUUACCACCAAUGAGGUCAAUAAAACAUCAAAUUGAUUUAAUUCCAGGUGCACCACUUCCUAAUAAAUCAGCAUAUCGAAUGAAUCCAACACAGCAAGAGGCACUUCAACGACAAGUCGAGGAACUACUAGAUUGUGGACUAAUAAGGGAAAGUUUAAGUCCUUGUGCUGUACCUGCCUUGCUUGUUCCUAAGAAAGAUGGAUCUUGGCGCAU